Messenger RNA from Tremella mesenterica DSM 1558, 159 nucleotides. RefSeq lists its product as uncharacterized. The transcript has 2 exons. NCBI's taxonomy places the organism in Eukaryota, Fungi, Basidiomycota, Tremellomycetes, Tremellales, Tremellaceae. The record is from RefSeq and is a predicted model, not a curated record. The annotation marks the transcript as partial.
AUGUGUAAAAGGGUUGUUUGUCCAAACGACGGUUUACCUACUUGGUGGGGAUGUGGUCAGACUGACGAUCAGGCUUUGGCCGGCGUACCUAAAGAAGAUAGAUGUACUUGUGAACAUGUCCCUAUUCCUGGACGUCAAGGGAUGUAUGAGGUUGUCAAG